AUGGGUGCCCUCAAGUACGUUGAAGAGAUUCAAAAGAAGAAGCAGUCCGACGUGAUUCGCUUCCUUCUGCGCGUCCGCUGCUGGGAGCUCCGUCAGUUGAACGCUAUCCACCGUGCUUCCCGUCCCUCUCGCCCCGACAAGGCCCGUCGUCUCGGCUACAAGGCUAAGCAGGGAUAUGUUAUCUACCGUAUCCGUGUGAGACGCGGUGGCCGCAAGCGCCCCGUCCCCAAGGGUGCCACCUACGGCAAGCCCACCAACAUGGGUGUUAACCAGCUCAAGUACCAGCGUGCUCUCGCUGCUACCGCUGAGGAGCGUGUCGGUCGCCGUUGCGCCAACUUGCGUGUCCUGAACUCCUACUGGAUCAACCAGGACUCCACCUACAAGUACUUCGAGGUUAUCCUCGUCGACCCCCAGCACAAGGCGAUCCGCCGUGAUGCCCGCAUCAACUGGAUCUGCAACGCCGUUCACAAGCACCGUGAAGCCCGUGGUCUCACCGCUACCGGCAAGAAGUCCCGUGGUAUCAACAAGGGCCACCGCUACAACAACACCUCGUCCGGUCGCCGCCACACCUGGAAGCGCCAGAACACCCAGAGCUACUGGAGAUACCGUUAA
This is a messenger RNA of Aspergillus puulaauensis, 612 nucleotides long. RefSeq names its product 60S ribosomal protein eL15 (gene RPL15). Lineage: Eukaryota; Fungi; Ascomycota; Eurotiomycetes; Eurotiales; Aspergillaceae. Bases 1 to 612 code for a protein of 203 amino acids. Gene Ontology annotation, cellular component: ribosome; cytosolic large ribosomal subunit. The record is from RefSeq and is a predicted model, not a curated record. Gene Ontology annotation, biological process: cytoplasmic translation. Gene Ontology annotation, molecular function: structural constituent of ribosome; RNA binding. The transcript has 4 exons.